AUGGUUGGACUGUCGGAAGAUUAUCUGUCUCAAAACAGAACUUUACUUAACCAGACAUUCAUGGUGGACACCAUUGAGGGUCCUACCCCUGUGAUGCUAUCUGACUUUGAUAGUUACUUAUCUGGAGAGAUAACGUACGCUUUGAUAUUUGGGCUUAGAAUUGGUACUGCUGCUAUUGUGUCUAUUUUGCUAGCUCUUAUAUCCAAGAAGUACAAGUCACCAGUGUUUUGGUUAAACCAAACGUCACUUAUUCUUUUGAUUAUACACUCGGGUCUCUUUAUUAGUUACCUUCUUGGACCAUUUGGCUCAGUAACUACCGAAUUUACCGGAUCCUAUGCCAAUGUCACCUAUAGUGCUCUAUGCACUUCGGUAGCUGCAUCUUGGCUACAAUUGCUGUUGGUUGUCUCAAUUGAAUCGUCACUGCUCUUCCAAACACGAUCAGUAUUCCCAGAAUAUGGAAAGUACCGAAACAUAUUCACGGCUAUAGUGUUUUGUAUCGCGACCCUGCCAACUAUCGUUAUCUGGACAUACAAUUGUGUUCUGAGUACCAUUACCACUAUCUAUCCCGACAAGGGGUAUUUGCUAACAGGACAUAAUCUCAAAAUCUACUAUGCUCUAUGGCCCAUUUUCUCAGCCUCGGUUGUCUUCUACAGUGCCAUUUUUGGCGUGAAGCUAUUUUUGGCUAUUCGCCGUAGACGUAGACUUGGACUCAAGCAAUUUGAUACUACUCAAAUUAUUUUUAUUAUGAGUAUUCAGACAAUGAUUAUUCCAGCUAUCUUUACGAUUAUCCAGUUUGCACUAUCAGAUGUACCACCUGGAUAUACAGCGUUCACACCGCUUCUUGUGGUGGUCUUCCUGCCUCUGUCAGCAAUGUGGGCCUCCUUCAACAUUGCCACGCCCAACAUCAGCUCCAAUUCAUUUGUGCCAUUUGUAGCCAGGUCCGAUGCCUCGUCGGUUACCUAUGCAAGCAAAAAGAGAGGACAGUCGUCCAAGAACGAUACAGAAGCGGCAAUUCAUUCGGCCUCUCCUAUUUCACCGUCGUUUAUGAGCCACAAGGUGCGCACUCCGAACCACAACUACUUUGCUGCUGACGAUGAUGAGGAAGACAUGUUCACUUACAACGAAAUCAUUAGAACAGUUCAGGCUGAGAACACACGAGGCAGACAAAAUUAG
Messenger RNA from Sugiyamaella lignohabitans, 1173 nucleotides. It is a transcript of the gene STE2, whose product is annotated as alpha-factor pheromone receptor STE2. Gene Ontology annotation, cellular component: G protein-coupled receptor homodimeric complex; membrane. NCBI's taxonomy places the organism in Eukaryota, Fungi, Ascomycota, Dipodascomycetes, Dipodascales, Trichomonascaceae. The transcript has a single exon. The coding region runs from base 1 to 1173 and encodes 390 amino acids. Gene Ontology annotation, molecular function: pheromone binding; mating-type factor pheromone receptor activity. Gene Ontology annotation, biological process: G protein-coupled receptor signaling pathway. The record is from RefSeq and is a predicted model, not a curated record.